AUGCCGGGGCCGGGGGCGCACCUGCUGUACGCGCUGUCCGGCGGGGCGGCGCUCUCCCGGCUCGCCGGCGGUGGCCGCCGCUUCGGCCCGCACCACUGCGCCGUCUACGCCUUCAACGCCUUCCUCGGCCCGGACCUCGGCGCCUUCGCCGAGUGGCUCGCGUCCUUCCUCCCCUCCACCCCCGCCGCCGCCGCCGCGGGGGACCUCGCCAUGGCCGCCGUCCACCACCCCUUCUACUACCCGCUCCUCCUCGGCCUCCCGCUCGCAUGCCUCUACGCGUGGCUCUCCCGCCGGAUGCUCCGCGCCGGCCUCCUCGACGCGCCUGCCGGGGUAGUAUUAAGCAGAAGACAGUGCUUCUUGCUAAUCGCAGCCGGCUCGCUCUCCCACUUCUUCUUGGAUCACUUGUUUGAGGAAAAUGGCCAUUCUACAAUGUAUACUUGGAUACUGAGGACUGGUUGGUGGAAAGGCCGCGCUCCUAUCAAUCCAGAUGCAGUGUUUGUUGUUGGCCUUCUUUGCGUUUGCCUCAUUGGGGGAUUUGUGUACAUUAACAGAGUGAACCAUGGGAAGUCAGUGACUGAAAAGUCAAAUCAAUCUUUCUUUCUCAUCCUGGUGAUAGCCACCCUGUACUGUAUGUGGUGUGCCAGCCAGAUAUACCUGCGAAAUCCCCCUCAACCCGCCAUAGGUGAAGAGGCUGAUCUUGGAGUGAUAAUAUUUCUUGCAAUUUACCUUUUUCUCCCGCAUGGCUUGUGUGUCUUGUCGAUGAACCAAAAAGAUUACAAUGAAGCAUUGGAUGGACUGCCAGUUUGA
This is a messenger RNA of Triticum turgidum subsp. durum (durum wheat), 807 nucleotides long. NCBI's taxonomy places the organism in Eukaryota, Viridiplantae, Streptophyta, Magnoliopsida, Poales, Poaceae. The record is from the annotation of a GenBank genome assembly.